UGACCUCGUGAUCUGCUCGCCUCGGCCUCCCGAAGUGCAGGGAUUACAGGCUUGAGCCACCACACCCAGCCCAAUAUACUCUGUCGAAGACAAUGUUCGAAAGUUGUUCCUGUACUCAGCACGGUGUGAAACUAGAUAAAUACAUUUUAGGGAAAUCAACAAUAGAAUUUUUUUGAAAGAAAAUUGGUUUUCAAGGUUUAUUCUUCAAUUAUCAAAAGCUUUUCAAAAGUAAAACAUACUAUUCCUCUCCACGAUCCCAGUUAAUCCAGACCCUCCUCGGUGGGCUUUAUCAAAUACCGCACUCACCUUCCUGAACCUUCUGCUGAAUCUCCUAUACAGUUUUGUCACAGAACCUCAGAUUUUUUGUAAGGUUUUGUGUACCACGCCAUGCCUGUGAAUUGCUUUCUUUGCUUUGUUUUAUUUUUUAUUUUUGUAAGAAGUAGCCGGCAAGUAUCUUUCUUUGCUUUAGAGAUGUAAACUGCUUUGUAUUUUCAGAUUAACUUUCAAGAAUGUUGAAAAUGCUUUGCUCACUCUUCUUUUCUCGCUUCCUCCCUCUCAGGACCUAUAAAUGGCACCGCCCAGCCCAAUGGACAGAUGCCCCAGGCUGCACAUUCUGUCAGUGCUGUUCUCCAAGAGGCCCAGACACACGCUGAAACAUCGAAGGAUAGGAAGCCAGCCCUCGGGAACCACCAGGAGCCAGGAGCACCCCCGGCCCCACACGGCCCCAAGUCCAGCCUGCCCCUUGCUCUGGUGCAGAGGUCCUGGGACACCAUCUGCAGCCCCCUCACGCCCCGCAAGGCCAAGAGCACUGGCGGCGGGGGCUUUCCCGCCCCGCCCGACGACUUCCUGCCACCACUGCCACCGCUGCCGCCACUGGACGACCCAGAGCUGCCGCCACCCCCGCUGGAGGAUCCAGAGCUCCCGCCACCGCCCCUGGACUUCAUGGAGCCGCCCUCCCCCGGACUUCGUGCCCGCUCCCCCAGCGGUGGUCAAGAGGCCGCCUAUGCCCCACCCUCCCAACAGGCACGAAGCAUCAAUGUUCAGAACCAACACAUGAAUAAAACAAAUGAAUAAAUGUUAA
Chlorocebus sabaeus (green monkey) is the source of this 1081-nucleotide messenger RNA. The record is from RefSeq and is a predicted model, not a curated record. NCBI's taxonomy places the organism in Eukaryota, Metazoa, Chordata, Mammalia, Primates, Cercopithecidae.